UGUGUCGGAUAUGCUUAAAAAAUCAUAUUUAAACAUCGAUCAAGGAUUUCCAAAUUGAUAGGACGUUAGCGACCCUGGUAGUUCAUUCAUUAUAUAGUUAAAUAAAGCUUGUUAGUGGUAUUCGGUUAUCUGUCGAGUGUGUGCCAACUGUAGUUUGUCCAACAGAAGGAAAAUAUGACAUCAAGCUCAACACCAGGUUCAAUAUCUGGACGUGAGUUAGACGCGGAAAGAUAUGUUAUUCGUUCCGGGUUGGCGGUAGUGAUCAAUAACUCAGAAUUUGUUAGAAACUUAAACUUACCUGACCGUCCUUGCAGCCUAGAAAACGAAGCAGAACCUCUAGAAGAGAUAUUCAAGGACCUUGGUUUUAAGACUUCAAUUUUAACUGAUGUUACAAAGGAGGAUAUGGAGAACAAAUUUGAUGAAAUAAAGAGUAACUUAGCUAGGAAAUCAGAAAAGAUAGAUUGCCUAAUCAUAGCUAUGUUAACGCAUGGUAAUGCUGACAGUGUUUAUACACAGGACCAAGCUGUUCAAGUCGACAGUAUUAUGAGCUACUUCAGUGCAGAAAACUGUGCAGAACUUAUUCUGAAGCCCAAAAUUUUUAUUUUUCAGGCUUCUAGACAACCAUCUCGAAGUAGUGGUGCUGGCAUUGGCGAUGAAAAAGUACAACAGAAAGAGGUUCAUGUUCCCGAAGGUGUAGAAAUUGUUCGUAUUCCAAAUGAAGCAGAUUUCCUUGCAGUUUAUUCUACAGCAUUAGGUGAAAGAUCCUUCCAACAGACAGAGAGCGCAUCACCAUUUUCACAGCAUCUAAUAGAUGAGCUCAAAAAUAUGGGUAGUGAUGAAGAUUUCUACAGUGUUUUGACCAGAGUAAAUAAUCAAGUAAUGCAAUUUGAGCCUAGUCAUGGAGCAAGUAAAGAUAUUAGACAGAUGUCAUGUUUUGUUUCACACCUGACGAAGGAUUUGUAUCUGAGACAGAACAAGACACAUGAUUAACUUCCGCAAGAAUUUCAACAUUCUUAUGAAAACCAUGUUGGUUUGGCUUUACUGUGAUAUGGUAUUCAAAAAUGUAUUUUAUAUAGGGGAAAAAAGUUGUUUUGAUUUAAAAUAAACUGAUACAUCACUUGCUUUUGUUACAUAGUGUUAGGAAUUUAUCUAGAUCAAGUAUUUAUAUUAUUCAAUAAUAAUUGUAAAGUAAAUACCUUUAAUGCUGUUAUUCAGUUAAAAGUUUAGUGUAACCAAUACUUUAUUGUAAAAUGAAAAUAACUGGUAUACUUAAAACAAAAAACAAAAUUGAUUCAGAAGCAAGCAAUUGGUGCUUAAACUAAUCUGUUUCCUGUUAAUUUCAAGUAUACACAACAUGAAUAGUUUUAAUAAUAAAUAGUUUACAGGGUUAAUAUUACUGACAGUCUUUUUACACGGUUGUUAAUGACUAUUUUUUCCCGUAUUUACGGUUAAAAUGAAAAUCCCUUUAACGAUGUUCAAUUGUAUAAAAUUAGAGACAAAGAGCUUGAAACUAUCUUCAAUUCCUCAUUCCUCUAAAAAGAGUCUGCAGAUUUUAUUUUUUUCCUAAAAGCGACAUGUUCAGACAAAUUGUGAACAAAUUCAUGAACGAUAAUUUGAUUGACUGAUAGAUUUAUUUUCAAAUCAAUAUGUUACAAAACUAUCUUGAAGGUACAAUGUAUGUAAACAAAUUCGACAAGCUAAAUUAUGAAUAUAUCAAAUCUAUGAAACUAAAAAAAAAGAUGUACAGCAACAAAAAUAGAUUUUUAGGACAAAUCUAUUGAUUACUUUUUCUUAAAUUUUAAAAACGUUUUCCCACGAGUUUUAACGUAUUCUCUAAAACUUAGCACAUAUUUAUUAUAAUAUCUUAACAACAAAUAGAUUAAAGCAUUUUUUUCUAAUUCAAGCUAAAGUUUGAAAUCCCGAAGUUAAUUACAAAGUAUGUAUUAAAGAAUGUCUUUAUAUUACAAACUUUUAAUGAUAUAUUUUUUGUAUAUACAUGUCUUUUUGUAUAAUUUUUUUUUAUUAAAAUCAUAACAAACCGAAGGCCAUAGAAAAAUAUGGUUUUUAUUCUGUUCUGAAUCUUACUAUUAUUGUAUGUUGAACUUUAUGUUUUUUUCAAAAAAAAAAUAUUAUAAAUUCACCAUGUAGGCUGCUCUACAUAGAAGCACUUUGAAUUGAGAGUAAAUCAACUUUCAUCACUUUUCCAGAAAUUGUUUCGAAUUGUUUUGUUGCUGCAUUGAUUUCUACUUUUCAUCUAGUGUAUUUGUUUCAUAUAUUGUAUCUGCUCGUCUAUAGAUGCAUAAACUGUUACUGAUGUAAUUCAGUGUGUAUAUUAAAUAACAUGUAAAUUUUCAAUAAAAACCAAGUCUUGAUAA
This is a messenger RNA of Mytilus californianus (California mussel), 2375 nucleotides long. Its product is annotated as caspase-6-like. Bases 175 to 990 code for a protein of 271 amino acids. Lineage: Eukaryota; Metazoa; Mollusca; Bivalvia; Mytilida; Mytilidae. Gene Ontology annotation, molecular function: cysteine-type endopeptidase activity. Gene Ontology annotation, biological process: proteolysis. The record is from RefSeq and is a predicted model, not a curated record. The transcript has 6 exons.